Messenger RNA from Quercus lobata, 1472 nucleotides. Its product is annotated as ATP synthase subunit gamma, mitochondrial-like. The record is from RefSeq and is a predicted model, not a curated record. The transcript is spliced from 9 exons. The coding region runs from base 138 to 1106 and encodes 322 amino acids. Gene Ontology annotation, biological process: proton motive force-driven ATP synthesis. Lineage: Eukaryota; Viridiplantae; Streptophyta; Magnoliopsida; Fagales; Fagaceae. Gene Ontology annotation, molecular function: proton-transporting ATP synthase activity, rotational mechanism.
GCACAAGCUCAGCCCUAAAUAUAUAAGUGCAACACCUACUAUUAUUCUGACCUGUUCUCUGUUAACAAGCAUUUCUGAUUGAUCUCAUCUGCCACACAACGUUUGCUCCUACUUUCUAGGGUUUUUCACAGAGCAAAAUGGCCAUGGCUGCGCUCCGACGAGAGGGGAGGCGUUUCGUCCCUCUGAUCUCUCCUCGACCAAUCUCCGCCGUCCAAUCCUCUCUCAUCUCUCAAGAACAGGCCCCUCUGGGAGUGCGCUCAAUUUCAACUCAAAUUGUCAGAAACCGGAUGAAGAGUGUGAAGAAUAUCCAGAAAAUUACAAAAGCAAUGAAAAUGGUUGCAGCCUCAAAACUUAGAGCUAUUCAAAUUAAAGCUGAAAACUCUCGUGGCAUAUGGCAGCCAUUUACUGCUCUUCUUGGUGACAAUCCCAGUGUUGACGUCAAGAAGAAUGUGAUCAUUACAGUUUCUUCAGAUAAAGGCCUAUGCGGUGGGAUUAACUCUACUUCUGUCAAGAUGAGCAAGGCACUGCAAAAGUUGACUUCUGGUCCUGAAAAGCAAAGUACGUAUGUUAUUUUAGGAGAAAAGGCCAAAGCGCAAUUCAUACGUGACUCAAAAAAUAAUAUUGAAUUAUGCAUCACAGAAUUGCAAAGAAAUCCAUUAAAUUAUACACAGGUCUCUGUUCUGGCUGAUGACAUUUUAAAGAAUGUGGAGUAUGAUGCUUUGAGGAUUGUCUUCAACAAGUUCCAUUCAGUUGUCUCAUUUCCUCCCACAGUGGCAACCAUUUUAUCUCCUGAGACUGUGGAGAGAGAGUCUGAAUCUGGGGGAAAUCUUGGUGAGCUAGAUUCUUAUGAGAUUGAAGGUGGGGAAACCAAGGGAGAAAUACUACAAAACCUGGCAGAGUUCCAAUUUUCUUGUGUCAUGUUCAAUGCUGUGUUGGAGAAUGCUUGCAGUGAGCAAGGAGCAAGGAUGUCUGCCAUGGAUAGCUCAAGCAGAAAUGCUGGCGAGAUGCUUGAUCGUCUCACACUUACUUACAACAGAACUCGUCAAGCAUCUAUUACCACUGAACUGAUCGAGAUUAUAUCUGGAGCGUCAGCACUUAAGGGCUAAUUGCAGACAGCCAACUUCUUGUUUAUCCGAUGGUGACGAAAUAAUGUGGCUUUUUUUUAUCCUAGAACUUCAAGGUGCCACUUUUGGGGAGUUUUUAAUUUUUUUUUUUGGUCAGCUGGGCUCACCCCUAUAAUAAUCAGAUUAUAGAUUUGGCAAUGAUGCCUCCAUCUGUGCAAGAAAAAGUAUAUACUAUUUAGGAACACAAUUAAUUUCUCAGUAAAUUAUUAUUAUUAUUUAGUUGUUUUUUUGCUUUGUGUUUUUGUUAAACUACAUAUCAAAGGGUUUAAAACUUUGUGAGCACCCUAAUAAUUACCCAGUGUCAAUCUUCAUGCUGGGAAUUAACAAUCCUAUUUGUGAUGGUUUUAA